AACAGCUGUCCCCCCCCCAAACAACCUUUAAGACAACUUCGUUAGCAUAACCGAAGAUGUCUAUGGUCACAGCGACGGCGUGGGUGCCGCGGGGCUUCGCGGCGCCGUUCCCCACGAAAUACGAGUUCGACGAGGCGGAGUUCGAUAGGAUCGCCAAGCUGGCGAAAUUGCAGCUCGAUGACGCGCAGGAGGAUUUAGAAGAGGCUGAGGAAGCCGCGAGGGCUGGGGGUGAGGGAGAGAGUGAUUCGGACUCGGAUAUUGAGGAUGGGACUGGUGGCGCGAAGGUGAAAUCGAAGGGAGACGAAGACGAUGACCUCGCCGAAUACGACCUAGAGCACUACGACUCCGACGUCGCCAAAGACACUGAAGGGGAGGGAAUGGGCAUGUUCGGCAACGUCAAGUCCCUCGCCUACCACGAAUCCAACGCCGACGACCCGUACAUCACAAUGAAAGAGAACGACGAGGACGACGAAGACCGCGAAGAGCUCCAGAUCCUCGCCACAGACAACAUGGUCCUCGCCGCCAAGGUGGAAGACGAGGUCGCCCACCUCGAGGUAUACGUCUACGAAGACUCAGCAGAUAACCUCUACGUCCACCACGACAUCAUGCUCCCCGCCAUCCCCCUCUGCCUCGAAUGGCUCGACCUCCCCGUUGGCAAAACCUCCGCCGCCCGCGACGCCCGCGCCAACUUCGUCGCCGUCGGUACUUUCGAGCCGGACAUUGAAAUCUGGGACCUCGACACGGUGGAUUGCAUGUACCCCAACGCGAUCCUCGGGCAGGGCGGACUCGACGACACCGGCGCCCCUCCGGCCGACGGCACGCAGAAGAAGAAAAAGCGCAAGAAGUCCAACAAGCCCAACGCAGACUACCAUGUCGACGCCGUCCUCUCCCUCGCCGCGAACCGUCACCACCGCAACCUCCUCGCCUCCUCCUCCGCAGACAAGACAGUCAAGCUAUGGGACCUGUACACCACCUCCUGCGCGAAGUCCUACGCGCACCACACGGACAAGGUAUGCACACUCGCCUGGCACCCGAAGGAAUCCACCAUCCUCCUCUCCGGAUCCUACGACCGCACCGUCGUAGCGGCAGACAUGCGAGCCCCCGACGCGACCGUCCCUCGAUGGGGCGUAGAGAGCGAUGUCGAGACCGUGAGGUGGGAUCCUCAUGAUGGGAAUUACUUCUACAUCUCCACCGAGGCGGGGGUGAUCCACUACCACGACGUGCGGGCCGCGCCUACGGACCCCUCGAAAACCAAGCCCGUCUGGACGCUGCACGCACACGACGAGUCCGUGUCAGCUUUCGAUAUCAACCCCGUGAUCCCCGGCUUCAUGGCCACAGGGUCUACAGACCGCACCGUGAAACUGUGGAACAUCCAAGCCUCCGGCCCUACCAUGGUAGUGAGUCGCAACCUCGAAGUCGGCAAAGUCUUCUCCACCGUCUUCGCGCCGGACGAGGAGGUCGGGUUCCGCCUCGCUGUCGCGGGAAGCAAGGGGAGCGUGCAUAUCUGGGAUACGAGCACGAAUGCUGCGGUGCGCAAGGCGUUUGCGCAUCGUAUGGCGCCGGUGGAGGGGGAGGUCAAGGAGAGGUUGGUGGGGGUUAAUGCGGAUGAGGAGGAGAGUAGUGAUGAGGAGGAGGAGGAGGGGGAGGGGGGAAAGAAGGAUGGUGAGCAGGGGUGGGAGAGCAUGGAUGAGGAUUGAGGGGACUGCCGGGUGUGAUGGGCGUCGGCAGUCAGUGGCAGGAUGGGGAAGGGGGGGAUAGGACAAAGAUGUGUCGCGGGGAUGAGGGAUGGGGUGUUGACACAUGUCUACCUGCCCGCAUCAUCGGGGUCGUGCGGGUGAUCGCGUUCAAAAGUGCGGGGUGCCUAGAGUAGAGUACUAUAUGUCAAAGCACCUCGGCGGAGCGUGCGCGCCAUAUAGGGUCGGGAUAGUGAUGUGAUGUGUAUAGCGUCUGAAAUAGAUAGCCCCCCAGCCGUCGGGUUGCAGGCCCGGGACGGCACAGAUGGGGUGAAUGAUAGUUUGAUCUUUUUUUUUGUCA
This is a messenger RNA of Pseudogymnoascus verrucosus, 2034 nucleotides long. RefSeq lists its product as uncharacterized. Gene Ontology annotation, cellular component: nucleus. Gene Ontology annotation, biological process: rRNA processing. The transcript is spliced from 2 exons. NCBI's taxonomy places the organism in Eukaryota, Fungi, Ascomycota, Leotiomycetes, Thelebolales, Thelebolaceae. The coding region runs from base 57 to 1697 and encodes 546 amino acids. Gene Ontology annotation, molecular function: protein binding. The record is from RefSeq and is a predicted model, not a curated record.